Molecule: messenger RNA, 3078 nt
Organism: Microtus ochrogaster (prairie vole)
Lineage: Eukaryota; Metazoa; Chordata; Mammalia; Rodentia; Cricetidae
Gene: Dnaaf2
Product: dynein axonemal assembly factor 2
Biological process (GO): cilium-dependent cell motility; axonemal dynein complex assembly; epithelial cilium movement involved in extracellular fluid movement
Cellular component (GO): cytoplasm
Source: RefSeq, a predicted model, not a curated record
UAUAAGGUGUUAUACCUGAAAAUGGAAGUAAAAAAAAUUAGGUCUUAAAUGUCGGUUUCACAAAAUGAAAAGAUCCAGAUAAAAGUUAGGUUUGUGAAUUGUAACCUUGGCUAGAAAACUUCUCAUUUGUCUGUAGAAGUGAACGGUUAAUAAGAUAAAGACACGGUGCUGAAAAUGAGGAUAGUUAUCACGAUAGACUGCAAAGUGUGCCCGGGCACAGAGAUCUCAAACCUGCAGCAGAUAGAAUGGCUGCCUGGUUUGGAGAAACGGCCUAGUGCUAGCAGUUCCACGAGAUCACUGCCCCGCCUCCCAGGUGUUACUAUGGCAACAAAGCACGCGCUGCCCUGCCAUCCAGCCGUUACCUUCCUAAGGCUGGUCACUUGUGACACCAGACGCCAAGUGCGCCCUAAGACAUUCCAGUUCGGGCUGAUCCUUCACCCGGGUGAGGGGCCGAGUGGGACACUAUGGCCAAGGGGGCGGCUUCCUCCGCGCUAGAGGACUUGGAUCUGAGUGGAGAGGAGGUGCAGCGGCUCACCUCCGCCUUUCAGGACCCAGAGUUCCGCCGAAUGUUCUCCGAGUACGCCUCGGAGAUCACCGACCCUGAGAACCGGAGACGCUACGAGGAGGAGAUCACAGCGCUGGAGCGGGAGCGCGGGGUGGAGGUGCGGUUCGUGCACCCGGAGCCGGGCCACGUGCUGCGUACGAGCCUGGACGGGGAGCAUCGCUGCUUCGUGAACGUGUGCAGCAACUCGCUGGUAGGCAAGCCCAGCAGCCGGCCGGGCCCGGGGAGCGGCGGCACGGCAGCUGGCAGCCACUGGUCCCUGCCCUACAGCUUGGCGCCCGGCCGCAAGUAUGCGGGGCGCAGCGGCUCCCGCUACACCGUCUACGACGUGGUCUUCCACCCGGACGCGCUAGCGCUAGCCCGGAGCCACGAGCGAUUCCGCGAAAUGCUGAACGCCACGGCCCUGGAGGCGGUGGAGCAGCAGUUCGGCGUCAGGCUGGACCGCAGGAACGCUAAGACCUUGAAGAUCAAGUACAAGGGGGUGCCCGAGGCCGCCGUGCUCCGCACGCCCCUUCCCGGGGGUGUCCCUGCCCAGCCCGAGGGGGAGCCGCCCGGGCUUCUCCCGGACCUGCAGUACCCGUACCGCUACCCCGCGGCGGCGGAGAGCACGGCUCGCACACCGGCGCCCCCGGCUCCCCAGGCCAAGCAGCGGCCGGAGCCCACGGAGCCGCGCUGUACCGUGGUGCAGCGCCACCACGUGGACCUGCAGGAUUACCGCUGCUCGCGGGACGCCGCCCCGAGCCCCGUGCCGCACGAGCUGGUGGUCACCAUCGAGCUGCCGCUGCUGCGCUCGGCCGAGAAAGCGGAGCUGGAGGUGAAAGGGAAGCUGCUAUGCCUGGACUCCCGGAGCCCCGACUACCGCUUGCGGCUCUCGCUGCCCUACCCGGUGGACGACGGCCGCGGCAAGGCGCAGUACAACAAGGCGCGGCGGCAGCUGGUGGUCACGCUGCCCGUGGCGCUGCACAUCGCGCGCCGGGACCUCGCCGCGACGCCGGAAGAGUCCGCGGCCGAGACCGGAACUGACGGAGCAGCCUGUGCUUCCGAGGGCGACCCUGCUGCCUCACGGGCAGAGCCGGCGGAGGGGACCCGAGCUGAUCGCGGGGACGAGAGCGGUGUGGGAGCCCCAGGGUUCGGGGCUACAGACGCUGAAGGGGAGCGAGAUUUCGGUGGGGACUCGGUGGCGUCUCUAGGCCUCCGGGAAGGUCCCCCUUCCGGGGACCGAAGCCUCCCUUGUUCUGCUCUCCCGGGCUGCAACACCGAGCCCCCUGCGGGAAGACGGGGACCGUGCGGAGACCUCAGUGCCCAGACGAGUGAGCAGCAGGAGGAGACCCUGCACGACACCUCGGGCCCAGCCAUGGGUGGCCCCAGAACCGAGAGCAUCGAACCGUUGUGCCCUCCUUUGCGGUGUAAUCAGGACGAGGACUCCUUGACUUUGCUCAUUCAAGUGCCUCGGAUUCAGCCGCAAAGUCUUUACGGGGAUCUGAGUCCCCUCCGUUACAAAUUGUGCUUCUCCACACCAGACUCAGGCUACUCCUUCACUUUGCAGUUUGCUCCAGAGAAUACAUUGAGUACCAAAGAACCCGAGAUUAGCAUUUCUUUAAACAAUGCAGUGAUAGUCCUGGCAAAAUCUCCGGAGAGCCGUGGACGCUGGCGAGAAUGGUAUUGUGGCUUGAACCAUGAUUCUUUGGAGGAAAGAUUGUUUCUUGAUGAAGAAAACGUUAAUGAGUUUCUCGAUGAGGUCCUGGGCGCCCCGUUGACACAGGCAAGGCCUCUGGUCCCACCGUUGAUUGAAGUUCUUCAGGUUACAGACGAGAAAAUUCGGAUUCGUGCAAAGUCGCAAGAAUGUAGUGAUCCUGAUGGGCUUCAAGGAACGGGAAAAGGAAGGAGUGAAGGAUGCCCUCUAAGUGGAAAGGGAAACACAGACCAUUUUCCCUCCUCUACAACUGACUCCUGUUCAUCUGCAGCAGUGGAAGCAUUAGAAACAAACCCCUGUGGUUCAGCUGUGGGCCCUCAACACAUUGGUUCUGAUGCUCCUCACGUGCUAUCUGGAAAACCCCAGCAACCAGAGCCAAACACGGAUCCUGAGUCUAUAAAAGAAAACGGUGCAACCUGCUCAACCGAGGAGCAGGAAACUAUAAAAGAGCCAGUCGUGACUGAGGAAAAGGAAGUAGAUGGUGAUCACCUGUCUUCAGUACUGAACAAAACUGUAGCACAAAACAUACCUGACUUGGACAGCAUCAAGGAGACCAAUACGGAGGAGGGCAGUGUGCAGAUCAUCAAGGAGACCAAUACGGAGGAUGGCAGUGUGCAGAUCAUCAAAGACCACACGACUCACUGUGCGUUCAGUUUUCAGAACGCUUUGCUGUAUGACUUGGAUUAGUUGUAUAUAAUUUUGAAAUUUAAGUGUUGUUUAAAAAAUUUGGGACCUAAAAUAGCUUCUUUGUGUUUUUAACUAUAAAACAGGCAGAGGCAGGUGAUCUCUGUUAGUUUGAGGGCAACCUGGUCUACAGAGUAAA